AUGGUUCAAAAUCCAACGCAGUCUUCCAGGGAAUCGGAAGAAAUUAUUUCCAGAAGUUGGGUCCAACGGUUUUGCGUUAGGCAUGCCAUUGUUUUUAAAAAACUUAGUGGGGAAGCCGCGGGAGUCCCAUCGGCAACAUCUGAUGAUUGGCUAUCCAAAGUUUGGCCUACUAUUCGAGAAGGCUACAGUGAUAGUGACGUAUUCAACGCUGAUGAGACAGGUUUAUUUUAUAAACUUACGCCUGACCGUACCCUUCACUUCAAAGGAGAAAAAUGUUCAAACGGGAAAAUUUCGAAAGAAAGGAUAACUGUUUUAGUUGCUGCAAACAUGAGUGGAUCAGAAAAACGUAAGCUUUUCGUGAUAGGAAAGUCUAAGAACCCGCGUUGCUUCAAAAAUGUAAAAAAUUUGCCAGUCGAUUAUUACAAUAACCAGAAAGCCUGGAUGACAACCGAUCUGUUCAAUAAAUUCCUUUUAGACUGGGACAAGGAAUUGAAGAAAAAGCGCAGAAAGAUUUUGCUACUCAUCGAUAAUUGCCCUUCUCAUAUUAAUUUGAGAGAUUUUGAAUUUAUAAAGGUUGUAUUUUUACCACCUAACAUAACGUCCGUUCUCCAGCCAAUGGACCAAGGGAUAAUACAGAAGAUUAAAACCAAUUUCAGAAAGCAGCUUGUUUUACGGUUUCUUCAAGAUGUGGAGGAAAAUCGGGAAACAAAAAUUAGCAUUGAUAUUGAAACCGACAAUGGAGAAGAGGAUGAAGAAGAACAACUUGACAUCCCACCGUUAACCGACGCAUUGAGGGCGGCACAACUUUUGAAGAAAUUUGUGAUGUGUAACACUGACAAACAAAACUCUUACCUUAGUGGUCUCAUCACUGUUCUUCCUGUCAUGCGUAGUCGUCCACAGAAAAAUGAAGCUGAAUCUAGGCUUAAUAAUGCCUCAUUUAGUUAUCGUGUCCGACUGAUUGAAGAUGGAAUAACUCGUAAUGUUCCAGUAUGUCUGAAGGUUUUUUUAUCUUUACACGGAAUCACAGGCCGUCGAGCUAGAUACGUAAGGGAGUCGUUGCUUUUAACCAGGAAAGCACCUGUCGAUAUGCGUGGUAAACACAACACUCGACCUCACAGACUCAGAGGACACAAAACAGAAAGUGAUUGA
Diorhabda carinulata is the source of this 1149-nucleotide messenger RNA. RefSeq names its product tigger transposable element-derived protein 4-like. Gene Ontology annotation, cellular component: nucleus. Gene Ontology annotation, molecular function: DNA binding. NCBI's taxonomy places the organism in Eukaryota, Metazoa, Arthropoda, Insecta, Coleoptera, Chrysomelidae. The record is from RefSeq and is a predicted model, not a curated record. The transcript has 3 exons. Bases 1 to 1149 code for a protein of 382 amino acids.